AUGAUGAAGCGCACGGGAGUACGGCUCGGGCCCGAGGAGCCCGCGCCGCUGCCCCCGCACAGCGCCUCCGCCCAGCAGAUCCAGCAACAGCAAGGAGCAGCAAACAUGCACACUCUCGCGCAAUCCGCCCAGCCGCAGAUUAUCGGUGUGUCUACUUCCGGUGGCGUGGGCAAUGUGGGCACGGUGGGAGGCGUGGGCGUGGGCGGCAUGGUGUCGGUGGGCGCAUUCGCGCGCGCCCCGCGCCCCGCCGCGCCCGUCAUCAACUACCACCUGAAGGCGGGCGUGCAGUACGCCGCACACAAGCCGCCGCCCGCGCAGCCGCCGCGCCUCAAGCUCACCCACGCGCCUCCGGCGAUGGAACGACAGUCCCCUGGCGCUGUGGGCGGGGUGGGCGGUGGCCUGGGCCCCGGGGUGGGCGUGGGCGGGAUGGGCCCCAUGGGUGGCGUGGCGGGGACCGUGGGGGGCGCGCCGGCUGGCCCCGGUGGGCCCCCAGCCGCCCAGUUCCAGCGACUCAAGGUGGAGGACGCACUCUCCUACCUCGACCAGGUCAAGUACAAGUUCAACACGCAGCCGCAGGUCUACAACGACUUCCUAGACAUCAUGAAGGAAUUCAAGAGCCAGACUAUCGACACGCCGGGAGUCAUCAAGAGAGUAUCAAACCUGUUCAAAGGUCACCCUGAGCUUAUAGUUGGCUUCAACACCUUUCUUCCACCUGGCUACAAGAUCGAGGUUCAGAGCAAUGGCCAGGUGUCCGUAUCCAUGCCAUCGCCGACGAGCGUCGGUGGUGUGGGCGGCGUCGGGAGCGUGGGUGGUGUAGGAGGCAUGGGCGGAGUGGGAGGAGUGGGCACCGUCGGCGGUGUGGGCAACGUAGGCGGAGUGGGCAACGUGGGAGGCGUGGGCGGCGGCGUCAUGCUGGGCGUGCAGCACGCGCCCCCGCAACCCCAGAUGCUGCAUUUGCUGCCUGUACAGCAGUCGGUGGGCGGCGCCAUCGUGCACAACCUGUCGGUGAGCGCGCCGCCGGCGAACACGCUGCACCACAUCUCGCAGGCGCACCAGCAGAUCGAGGCGGCGGCGGUGCAGCACGCGCCAGGCGCGGCGGGCGCGGGGGCGGGCGGGGCCGCGGGGGCGGGGGCGGGCGCGGCGCACGCGGCCGCCGCCGGCCAGCCCGUCGAGUUCAACCACGCCAUCGAGUACGUCAACAAGAUCAAGUCUCGCUUUUCGCGGCAACCGGACAAAUACAAGCGGUUCUUGGAAAUAUUGCAUGCGUAUCAGCGUGGCCAUCGAGACGUUAAAGAACCGCAGGCGAGGCAGCAGACCGAACAGGAAGUUUACUCACAGGUGGCAAAACUGUUUGAGAAUCAGGAAGAUCUGCUGGCAGAGUUCGGGCAGUUCUUGCCGGAUGCGAAGGCCGUAACUAAACCGCCUCACUACGCAACGCAUUCGCGCUCUCCGCCACCUAUGCAGCAGCAAGUGGAGGGCGAGCGGUAUGCUGGCACGGUCUCGCCGCCGCACGCGCCCCACGCGCCCCACGUGCCCCACGCGCCGCCUGCGCCCCACGCCGCGCACGCGGCCCACCCGCCGCACGCGCCCACGCACGCCGUCCACCACGCGCCGGUGCCGAAGCACUCCACCGCGGUUGGCGUACCGGCGCCGCCGCCGCAGCAUCAUCACCUGAAGAGGUCGCCUAGCUUCACCUCGUCCGGCCAAAUGGCGGGCGGAGCGGGCGCAGCGGGCGGGGCGCCGCCGGCGAAGAAGGCGCGCGCGGGGCCGGGCGCGGGCACGCCGCCGGGCGCGCCGGGCGCCGCGCCGCCGGCCGCGCUGCGCGACGUCUCCUACGCGGAGGCCGCCAAGCUGGCCACGGCGCAGGACUACAGCUUCUUCGACCGCGCGCGCAAGGCGCUGCGUUCGCCGCACGUCUACGACAACUUCCUCAGGUGUCUGUUGCUCUUCACGAACGAGAUCAUUUCCUCGUCGGAGCUGCUGUCGGUGACUGGCCCGUUCCUAUGCCGGCACCCCGAGCUGCAAAAAUGGCUCCAGGAUUUCGUGGGCCCGCCUUCUCCGCCCCACACGCCCACAACCGCCACCCAUCACAGCGGCUUGGCGGCGGGGGCGGUGCCGGUGGGCGGGGGCGGGGGGGGCCCGCUGCUGGGCUACGCGCGCGACCGCCUCGUGGACGCCAAGCUGCGCUACGAGCCCGCGCAGCUGCGCAACGAGCGCACACAAGGCGACGCCGCCAUGGACAUUGACCUAACAACAUGCAAGCGACUGGGCACGUCGUACUGUGCACUUCCGCGCGAAGCUGCGUCUCGCCGAUGCUCUGGCCGGACGCCACUCUGUAAAGAGGUGCUGAAUGAUACUUGGGUUUCUAUACCAACAUGGAGCGAAGACUCUACGUUUGUCACAUCUCGCAAAACCCAGUAUGAAGAAUAUAUCUAUAGAUGCGAAGAUGAGAGAUUUGAGCUGGACGUGGUGAUAGAGACGAACGCGGCGACGAUCCGCGUGCUGGAGGGCGUGCAGAAGAAGCUUUCGCGCAUGUCGGCCGAGGAGGCGGCCAAGUACCGGCUCGACGACUGCCUCGGCGGCCACUCGCCCACCAUCCACCAGCGCGCGCUGCGCCGCAUUUACGGUGAUAAGGCAGUGGACAUCAUUGCUGGUCUCAAAAAGAACCCUGUGGUGGCCGUGCCUGUGGUAUUGAGGCGGCUCAAAGCCAAAGAAGAGGAGUGGCGGGAAGCGCAGAAGGGUUUCAAUAAGCAGUGGCGUGAGCAAAACGAGAAGUACUAUCUGAAAUCAUUGGACCACCAAGGCAUUAACUUCAAGCAGAGCGACCUGAAGGCGAUGCGCUCAAAGUCGCUGUUCAACGAAGUGGAGGCGGCCUACGCGGCGCGUCGACCCGCCCCGCACCUCGUCGUCGACUACCAGCUGCACUCACGCCACGAAGCCAUUAAGAUCCUGCGGGACGCUUCGGAGCUACUGAUCCACCAUGCGAGGCGGCAGACCGGCAUCCAAAAGGCGGAGAAGCGUCGCAUCAAGCAGCUGCUGCGCCACUUCCUGCCGGAUCUGUUCGCCCACCCCAGGCAGCCGCUCUCCGACGACGAGCGCGACGAUGAAGAAAAAGAAGAUCCUACAAGCCCAUGCAGCCCGGCUGCUGAACAAGAGGAUAAAACUACCACCAAUGUUAAACAAGAGAAGCAGGAGUCUUCCGAAUCCGAUAAUGCUUCAGACAAGAGCAGCCGGAACAAUAAGAACGACAAGGAGAACAAGCCCAAAAAUAAUAAUAUGCAUAAUAAAGAUGGUACAAAUGCGAGCAUCAAGAGAAGCAGCAGCAAUGAAGAACCCUUCAGCAUGAAAUCCGAACCGGAAGUGAAGACCGAGGAAUUGGAGGACGACUACCGGGAGUACCCACCCAACGAGGCGCGGUUCGUGUGCACGUCGUCGUGGUACCUGUUCCUGCGGCUGCACGGCGUGCUGUGCGCGCGGCUGGGCGCGGCGCGGCGCGCGGCCGCGGCGCUGGGCGAGGCGGAGCGCGCGGGCGGCGCCGCGGCCGCGCUGCGCCUGCGCCCCUGCAACCUGCCGCCCGACGCCGCCGAGCCGCGCCACUACUACGGCGCGCUGCUCGACCUGGUGCGCGCCGUGCUGGACGGCAACACGGAGCCGGCCGCCUACGAGGACGCGGCGCGCGAGAUGCUCGGCAUCAAGGCCUACCCGCUCUACACGCUCGACAAGGUGGUCUCCAUCGCCGUGCGCCAGCUGCAGCACUGCGCCGCCGAGCCGUGGUCGGUGCGCGCCGCGGAGAUGGCCGCGCGCGGCAUGCGCGCCGGCGCAGCCUACGUGCGCCGCGCCGCGCGCUACCUGCGUCAGGACCACACCGCCUUCCUCGUGCGAGUGUACGGCGGCGACGAGUGCAAGGUGACCUUCGACCUGCUGGAGGGCGGCGGCGAGGGGCGCGCCUCGCCGCAGCACAACGUCGACGGCGGGCGGCUGUCGCCCGCAGUGGGCCUGGGCCGCGAGGCGAACGGCGCGCCGGUGUCGCGCGUGGCGGCCUGGUCGCUGUACGCGGAGCGCUACGCGCACCCCGAGGCGGCGCCGCUGCAGCGCCACAAGCCCGUCUUCCUGCGGCGAAACGCGCGGCGCGCGGGCGCCGCCGCCGUCACGGCCAGCGCGGCGCCCUCCGCCCCCGCGCCCGCCCCCCGCCGCGCCCGCCCUGGCCGCGCCCGUGCGCCGCCGCAAGCCGCCGCGCCUGCACGACCAGUCGGAGUGCACGCUCGCCGCGGGCAUACGGCUGGUGGCGUCGCGCGCGCACGUGGUGUACCGCGCGGGCAGCCUGGCGGCGGCGCGCGCCUCGCACGCGCGCCUGCACGCCGCGCGCCGCGCCCGCUUCCGCGCCUGGCUGCGCCGCGCCCCCCACCACCACCACCACCUGCACCAGCACCAGCACCAGCUCCAGCAGCACCUGCCCUAGGUGCCCUCCGUUGCCGGCGAUGGCUCGGCUUUUCGACUCUCCCACGUGCUUCGCUAGAACACUCGCUAUGUCGCCCC
Messenger RNA from Iphiclides podalirius (scarce swallowtail), 4536 nucleotides. NCBI's taxonomy places the organism in Eukaryota, Metazoa, Arthropoda, Insecta, Lepidoptera, Papilionidae. The record is from the annotation of a GenBank genome assembly.